AUGAGUAAAAUGAUAAACGUGGUUUUCUUCUGCCUACUAGCAGCCAAAUUGGUAAGUGGAGCAGCUGUCAAAGAGGGAGAUGUAAUACCGAUCUUAAAGUUUGAAAUCGAAGGACCCAAUGCUGAUGGAACUUACAAGUGGCUGUAUGAAACGGGCAAUGAAAUAAAAGCUGAAGAGUCAGGCUACGUCAAAAACUUUGGCAAAGGAGAAGGGGAAGAAGUCCAAGUGGCGGAAGGAAGAUUCAGUUAUAAGUCACCAGAGGGAACCCCUAUCGUGUUAUCCUAUAUAGCUGAUGAAAAUGGGUUCCAGCCACAGGGUGAACAUUUACCAACUCCACCACCAAUCCCACCAGCAAUCCAAAGGGCCCUCGACUACUUGAAGACACUACCACCAACCGCCGCUACCAACCUACAGCCUCAGUACCAACCAGCACCAUACAAAUUAAGAGGACGUCUAUGA
This is a messenger RNA of Aricia agestis (brown argus), 459 nucleotides long. It is a transcript of the gene CPR33, whose product is annotated as endocuticle structural glycoprotein ABD-4-like. Gene Ontology annotation, molecular function: structural constituent of chitin-based larval cuticle. The transcript has 4 exons. Gene Ontology annotation, cellular component: chitin-based extracellular matrix. The record is from RefSeq and is a predicted model, not a curated record. NCBI's taxonomy places the organism in Eukaryota, Metazoa, Arthropoda, Insecta, Lepidoptera, Lycaenidae. Bases 1 to 459 code for a protein of 152 amino acids.